Molecule: messenger RNA, 521 nt
Organism: Lottia gigantea (owl limpet)
Lineage: Eukaryota; Metazoa; Mollusca; Gastropoda; Lottiidae
Exons: 5
Biological process (GO): telomere maintenance; double-strand break repair; intrinsic apoptotic signaling pathway in response to DNA damage
Cellular component (GO): nucleus
Molecular function (GO): protein serine/threonine kinase activity
Source: RefSeq, a predicted model, not a curated record
AUGACUGAGACAUUUAAGAAGGAUUUUGAUAUUGCUUUUGGUAAAAAUGGAGAAAAGUUGGCCAGCAUGUCUAUAAAGGAUUUUGUAAAUCAUCAUGUAAAAUUAAAUGGUGAAUUUGAUAAACAUAAGAAAGGUCGUGGAAAGCUAGUGCCACCAUUGUCAUUACAUGAAUAUUGUCAAUGGCUGGCAGAUUUCAAUCCUAACAGAGAUAGCAGAGACCUAGAAAUUCCAGGACAAUAUGAUGGAUUAAGUAAACCAUUACCAGAAUAUCAUGUUAAAGUUGCUGGCUUUGAUGAAAGGGUAUUGGUAAUGUCAUCACUACGACGACCUAAAAGAAUAACAAUACGUGGUAAUGAUGAGAAAGAUUAUCAUUAUCUAGUAAAGGGUGGAGAAGAUUUAAGACAAGAUGCCAGGAUUGAACAGUUAUUUGUCAUCAUGAAUAAAGUUUUUGAUAAAGAUCCUGUGUGCAGACAUAGAAAAUUACAUUUAAAAACAUAUCAAGUUAUACCAAUGACACCCAG